Molecule: messenger RNA, 882 nt
Organism: Penicillium robsamsonii
Lineage: Eukaryota; Fungi; Ascomycota; Eurotiomycetes; Eurotiales; Aspergillaceae
Product: SDR family NAD(P)-dependent oxidoreductase
Exons: 3
Coding region: 1-882 (293 amino acids)
Cellular component (GO): cytosol
Molecular function (GO): oxidoreductase activity
Source: RefSeq, a predicted model, not a curated record
AUGGAGGACUUCAUCCAGAUGAUCCACAAGACCACUUACCGUGGGAUUGAUGCUGCUGCCUCACCUCGCACGCAACGAGGGAAGACAGUGCUAAUCACUGGCGGUGUGAGGGGCAUUGGAUUUGCCAUCGCCCGGGCCUUUGCUGUUGCCAAUGCUAGCACUAUCAUUCUCCUAAGCCGGGGUGGUGAUAAACUCUCCACGGCAGAGGCCAGACUGAAGGGGGAAGUCCCCUCGUUUUCCGGAGUGGUGAUGACCCUUCGAUGUGAUAUCCUCGAUCCGGAGGAGAUCGCUAGUGUCUGGUCUUCAUUGGACGGACGCAGAGUGGAUGUGCUCAUCCUCAAUGCAGCGUACAUGGGGGAAAACCAAGCUGUGCUUCAACACGGCUGGCGUCGAGUGUGGGAACAGUAUGAGGUCAAUGUUCGGGGGAACUUAGCCCUUGUUGAUCUUUUUGUACGACAGGGCAAUACCCAUGACGGACAAAAGAAGUUCCUUGUCAACAUUUCAUCCGACGCUAUCAACAACUAUGCCGUGACGGGGGGCCAGCGCGUGUAUGCGGCAACAAAGGCGUCGUGGACAUGCCUGCUGCAACAUCUGGCAAGCGAAUUCCCAGUCGAUGAGGUCCAAAUCAUCAAUGUCCAUCCAGGUGGAGUCUACACCGAAACUAUCAGCCAGAUGAUGACGAAGGAAGUUUAUGAUUGGGACGAUGAUACACUCCCUGGAAAUUUUGCUGUCUGGGCAGCAACAGAUGAGGCAAGCUUUCUUCAUGGUCGGUACUGCUGGGCAGGAUGGGAUGUACAAGAGCUCAAAGAAGCCCUGAGUAAGGAAGGUCGAUUGGAGUCUCAGGACUUCUUGAAAGUGGGUGUGAUCGGGAUGAGAAUAUAG